AUGCCUACCAUGUUCAAUAUCACCUUGAAGCAGGGCGCUUCUCCCGAGCAGAUUGACAAAGCCAAGGAGAGCGCCAAAUCGCAGGGCGGGACCAUCAAGCACGAGUUCACCUUGAUCAAAGGCUUCACUGUUGAGUUCCCCAACGACACCGUCCAUACCCUCCAGACCGAUGACCAUAUCCACGUUGAGCAGGAUGGGGAAGCAAGAACUCAGUAG
Messenger RNA from Letharia columbiana, 216 nucleotides. RefSeq lists its product as uncharacterized. The transcript is spliced from 4 exons. Gene Ontology annotation, molecular function: endopeptidase inhibitor activity. The coding region runs from base 1 to 216 and encodes 71 amino acids. Lineage: Eukaryota; Fungi; Ascomycota; Lecanoromycetes; Lecanorales; Parmeliaceae. The record is from RefSeq and is a predicted model, not a curated record. Gene Ontology annotation, biological process: vacuole fusion, non-autophagic.